Messenger RNA from Nicotiana tabacum (common tobacco), 1419 nucleotides. The record is from RefSeq and is a predicted model, not a curated record. Lineage: Eukaryota; Viridiplantae; Streptophyta; Magnoliopsida; Solanales; Solanaceae.
AUGUGUUCACGUUACUAUAAGGAGACAGGGGAUAUCAAAGAUAUAAAUGAUGAUGCUAGAGCAGCUUUGCAGCGAACAGUUACAAGGAUGAAAAUGGAUGGUCUGCACUGUGUUGCUUUUGCAUAUAGAAGUGUACCAGAAGAACAUCCGAUUGAUUGUGAAGGGCAUUUCCAUCCCAAGAUCAAAGAAGAUGAUUCGAUCUUAUUAGCAUUUGUAGGUCUGAAAGCUCCAUGUAGAGAACAAGCAAGGAAAGCUGUGAUGAACUGCCAAAAUGCGGGUGUGAACAUCAAAAUCAUUACAAAGGAUGAUAUCCACACAGCUCGUGCAUCAGCUGUCGAUUGUGGUAUACUUGAGCCUAAUCAUGGCAUAUCCACUGGAGAAGUCAUAGAAGGAACAGAAUUCCAAGAAUAUGCUGAAGAUGAAAGAUUGGAGAGAGUUGAAAACAUUUGUGUGAUCGCAAGAGCCUCAACAUUGGACAAGCUUCUGAUAGUACGAUGCUUGCAAAAGAAUGGUCAUGCUGUUGCAGUUACUGGAGAAAGUGUGGGUGAUGCAGAAGCACUUAGAGAAGCCAAUGUGGGGAUUUCACUGGGUAAUCAAGGAACUGAUACCGCAAGGGACAGCUCAGAUAUUGUCAUCAUAGAUGAUAACUUUGCUUCCGUAGCCAGAGUUCUAAGUUGGGGAAGAACCACAUAUAACAAUGUUCAGGUAUUCACACAAUUCCAACUAACAGCAACUAUUGCUGCUUUGGUGAUAGACAUUGUGACAGCAAUUUCAGCUAGCGAGCCCGUGGCCAUCAACAUUGUCACAGUAAUUUCAGCAGGCAAAGUUCCCUAUGCAAUGCUUCAGGUACUUUGGGUAAAGCUAAUGGUGGGCACAUUAGCAGCUCUGGCUCUCACUAUAGAUGAGCCUGGAACAAAGCUCAUGCAACAGCCACCAACUUACCAAAAUGAGCCAUUUAUAACCAAUAUUAUGUGGAAGAAUAUCUUGGGCCAAGCUCCGUACCAGAUCUCGGUUUUGCUGACCAUCCAAUUCACAGGUGAAUCAACAUACCAAUUAAGUGACAAGGAAAAAGACACCAUGAUAUUCAACAUCUUUGUGCUCUGUCAACUCUUCAACAUAUUCAACAUGAGAAAGUAUGAAGGAGAUCUCCUGGGGGAGCUAAGAACAAAGAGGUUAUUUUGGGGGAUAGUGGGAAUGAUAGUCCUUAUCCAGGUUGCAAUGGUAGAAAUGCUGAAGAAGUUUGCAUGUACAGAGAGGUUGAAUUGGCAGCAGUGGAAAGUGUGCAUUGGGAUAGCUGCUCUGUCAUGGCCAGUUAGUUGGCUCAUAAAAUGCUUACCUGUUCCAGGAAAGCCUUUGUUUAGCUGUAGGAAAAACCAAAACUAUAGUUAUUCCAGAUUUGGAUCAAGUGCUAGGUUAUAG